CAUUAAUAACGACCCUUAAAAUGCCUGGGGAACAGCUAAAAUACUGGAUACGGACUAACGCAAUCAUCAUUACGAUCGAUAAGGAUGUGGGAAGCGGACCUCGGUAACCAUAAAUUAUGACAGCGACCCUACAUAAAGUAUACGUCACCUUCACCCUCGGUGUCCUGACAGAAAUGCAUAUGUUUAUAACACAGACGCUGUUUGCAUUCGCAUUGCUAGGACUGGCUCGUGGGCUGAACUUCACACAUAACGCCCCGGAUAACAGAGGAAAGGAAUUCAUCAUUGGAUAUAUGGAAAAUCUCGGUCAAGACAUAGACGUUGAAUUGUUCAUUACGACAAUGAGGCGAAAGAAUGUAAGUGUAGAAAUCUCGGCUCCGCACUUCGAAGAAGCAGAAAUACACCAUCUCUUCAAUGUAUCGUAUGGUAUGGUCAAACAGGUCCACUUCCCAAACACCAUCCGGGCGGUAGGAUCCACUCGUGAUAAAAAGGGGAUAUUGAUCGAAUCUGAUGAUGAAAUAGUCAUUUAUGGUGUAAAUAAGGAGAAGUUUUCCUCAGAUGCGUUCUUAGGUUUGCCUGUUGAUGUGCUUGGAACUGACUACUAUAUCAUGACGUACUAUCCACCGACAGACCAGUGUGAACUUUUGGUUGUUGGGGUUGAAAACAAUACAGCCGUUACUGUACUCCUAGGCGACGCUCUGGGCAAUUACACAGUUGAAUGGGAAGGACAUGACUACCGAAAAGGAGACGAAAUUCACAUCAAUUUGGAUAGGUUUGAUACAUUUCAGUUAGUAAGCAAAGGCGAUUUGAGUGGAACUCAUGUGACUUCAGAUAAACCCGUUUCGGUAUUCAGUGGAAACAAGAAAACAAAGAUUGGUCGUGGAUUUAGUAGUGAUCAUAUUGUUGAGCACUUAACGCCAGUGGCUUCUUGGGGGAAGAAAUUCGUAACUGUUCCUAUCCCCCAUCGAACAGUGGGUGACUACUUCCGGUUUAUAGCGAGUGAGGAAGACACUGAAAUCAAAAUAACAGGUGGCCAUAACGACACUAUAGUUUUGAAAAAGCCCGGGGAUUUCGCUCAGAGGAAUAUUCCCUCUCAUGCGUUUUGUCUUGUCACUUCCAAUAAAGCCAUUUUUGUUGCUCAAUUUGCUAUGAGUCAGCCCUCACGCUUCGAGCCGUCGGAUCCCAGCAUGAUCAUUAUCCCACCAGUGGAACAGUUUGCCUCAGAUUACACGUUUGCUACCCCGAAAUAUUCAUUUGGUUCCUACAUAAAUUACUUCCUGUUCAUCAUCAAGGCCGAAGAUAGUCCAGGACUGAGACUCAAUGGUAAACCUUUCCCACAUGAUAUCCGGUUCAAUUGGAUACAGGGCACUGGGUAUGUGGGAGGCUUCAUUUCUAUACCGGAAGGUUCUCACAAUGUCCGCCAUGUUUCACCUAUCAGUAUAUUUGGAGGUUAUCUUUAUGGAAGAGCUUCCCUAGAGUCGUAUGGAUUUCCCACUGGAAUGAGAAUGGCUCCGAUCAAUCAGCCGUGUGAACCAACGCCCACUGUUGCUGGUGAUGGAUUGGACAAUGACUGUGACGGUCUGAUUGACGAGGAAUUGUGUGUUGUAGACAAUGAAGAUAAUGACGAAGACGGCACAACUAAUGAAGACUGUGCUAUGCCUGCACCGGUGGACGGUAAUUGGGCAGAAUGGCAGGAUUGGGACUCAUGUUCCGCCACUUGCAGACUAAAAGGAGAUUCAUCCCAGAAAAGUUUUCGCACCAGACGGCGUUCAUGCACAAAUCCUGCGCCUGCUUAUGACGGUGACGUCUGCGAAGGCAAAGGCAUAGAAACAAGCCCCUGCCUACCACCAAAUUAUUGUCCGGUUGAUGGUCAAUGGACAACAUGGACAACAUGGGGUUACUGUUCCCUAGAAUGUAAGCGACCUGGGAAUCUUACUGGUACCACGCACAGACAUCGUGACUGUUCCAACCCACCCCCGCAGUAUGGCGGUAAACAAUGUGAAGGACAUUCCAGUGAAGAACAAGAUUGCACUCCGUCAAGCUUUUGUCCUGUUGAUGGAAAAUGGUCAUCCUGGGAGGAUUGGACACCGUGCUCUGUGUCCUGUUUAAAGCCAGGGUCGAAUACAAAUGGGAUACAGAUGAGGUCACGGUCAUGCGCAAAUCCAAAACCGGAACAUGGUGGGAAAGACUGCCCAGGAGACCAUGUGGAUAUGAAAGAAUGUUUACCGACAAAGCCAUGUCCAGUUCAUGGGAAAUGGACAUCCUGGGGAGCAUGGAGCCCGUGUUCUGUGUCCUGUUUAAAACCAGGGUGGUCGGAUACAAAUGGGAUUCAAAUCAGGUCCAGGUCAUGCGCGAAUCCCAAACCGGAACAUGGUGGUGACGGCUGCGCAGGAGACGAUGUGGACAUCAAACAAUGUUUACCUACAAGACCAUGUCCAGUUCAUGGGAAAUGGACAUUAUGGGGAGACUGGACCCCGUGCUCUGUGUCCUGUUUAAAGCCAGGGUCGAAUACAAAUGGAAUACAAAUGAAGUCCCGGUCAUGCACAAAUCCCAAACCGAAAUAUGGUGGCGAUGGCUGUUCAGGAGACGAUGUGGAUAUAAAAGAUUGUUCACCUAAAAACUCAUGUCCAGUUCAUGGGAAAUGGACAUUAUGGGGAGACUGGACCCCGUGCUCUGUGUCCUGCUUAAAGCCAGGUUCGAACACAAAUGGGGUACAAAUGAGGUCCCGGUCAUGCACAAACCCCAAACCAGAACAUGGUGGCCACGACUGCUCAGGAGACGAUGUCGAUAUCAAACAAUGUUCCCCUACAAACCCAUGUCCAGUUCAUGCGAAAUGGACUGCAUGGGGAAUAUGGACCCCGUGCUCUGUGUCCUGUUUAAAGCCAGGUUCGAAUACAAAUGGGGUACAAAUGAGGUCCCGGUCAUGCGCAAACCCCGAACCGGAACAUGGUGGUCACGACUGCUCAGGAGACGAUGUGGAUAUUAAAAAAUGUUCACCUACAAACCCAUGUCCAGUUCAUGGAAAAUGGACUUCAUGGGGAAAAUGGACCCCGUGCUCUUUGUCUUGUUCAAAUCCAGGUUCAAAUACAACUGGGGCACAAACGAGGGCCCGGUCAUGCGCAAACCCCAAACCGGAACAUGGUGGGGAAAACUGCGUAGGAGACGAUGGGGACAUCAGAGAAUGUUCCCCAAUAAACCCAUGUCCAGUUAAUGGGAAAUGGACAUCAUGGGAAGAUUGGUCUUCGUGUUCUGCAUCUUGUUUAAAUCCAGGUUUGAAUACAAAUGGGGUACAAAUGAGGUCCCGGUCAUGCGCAAACCCCAAACCGGAACAUGGUGGGGAAGACUGCAUAGGAGACGAUAUAGAUAUCAAAGAUUGCUCCCCAACAAACCCAUGUCCAGUUCAUGGCAACUGGACAGCAUGGAAAGAAUGGACCCCGUGUUCCGUGUCCUGUUUAAACCCAGAGUCGAAUACGAAUGGGGUACAAAUGAGGUCCCGGUCAUGCGCAAAUCCCAAACCGGAACAUGGUGGCGACAUCUGCUUAGGAUUCGAUGUGGAUAUAAAAGAAUGUUUCCCAACAAACCAAUGUCCAGUUGACGGGGAUUGGUCCUCCUGGGAAGAAUGGAAUCCGUGUUCUGUGUCUUGUUUAGAACCAUGUUCAAACACCAAGGGGGUUCAAAUAAGAUCCCGGUCAUGCGCAAAUCCAAAACCGGAACAUGGUGGCAAAUACUGUCAAGGAAAAGAUGAAGACGUAAAAGAAUGUUCUCCAACAGUCCCAUGUCAAGGAGGUUCGUCAGACACUGGUUGGUCGGCGUGGAGUCUUUGUUCUGUCGAAUGCGGAGGCGGGAUUAGACGACGUCAUCGUCUAUGUGAUGGCCAAUCAGAAUCAAGUUGCCAUAGAGAUACUGUCCAAGAAGACAUAUGCAAUACUCAGGAAUGUGUUGGUACCAUGAUUGAACUAGAGACGAAACAGCAGAGUCCUCCACAUUUCACGUACACCAAACUAACAGAUUACGGUUACCAACCGAACUCAAACAGUUCCAUCGUAUUUCAUGUAAAGGCAUGCAGCGAUGCGCACGUGGCACUGAGUUCGAAUGAUCAUCGCGUGUACGAGGUCAUCAUUGGUGGAUGGAGUAAUACCAAAUCUAUAAUUCGAUCAAAUGCAGAUGAAAUGGCAAAGACAACACAUAAUGGUCCUAUUCUCAGCUGUUCAGAGUUCAAAACAUUUCAUUUAAGUUGGAAAUGUGGUGUGGUUGCUCUACACCAAAAUACGUCCAAUGGAUGGGUAAAACUUAUGGAAUGGGAGGAUCCGAGUCCGAAAAUAAUUACAAACAUAGCAUUUACAACUGGAUUGUGGGCUACGGGACUUUGGAGUUUUAGAGGUCUCGCUAUGUGUAACUGUUUAGUGAGUGGUGAUCCCCAUUACACCACGUUUGACGGGGAGCAGAUAGACUUUAUGGGCACGUGUAAGUACAUGCUAUCUGAAUAUAGAAAAUCAGAGGACGUGUGCUCAUACGCUGUCGAGGUUAAGAACGAACGGCGAGGAUCCAAUUCCAAAGUGUCCUUUACCCGACUUGUAGACGUGAAAAUGUUCGGACAAGUUAUUCGACUUCACCAACAGAAGAAUGUUUAUAUUGACGGUCAGCUUACAUACUUGCCCUAUACAGCUGCCAUGUUUGAGGUGGUUAUGAGUGGAACCUAUGUGCGGUUUUCUAGUAAGUGCGGGCUAGUAGUUGAGUUUGAUGGAGAGUCUAACGCCUGGGUCAGGGUGCCUAGUCAUCUUGGCGGGUCCUUCACGGGUAUAUGUGGAAACUGUAAUGGUCUUAAGGAUGACCGACGAGAGGUGGAGGAAUAUCAAGUAGCGGAUGACUCCGACCUUAGAUUUCACCAUUGCACGACCGACUCAGAUUUCAACCCAUGCACUCAACAAUUAGAGAAUGAAGCAGAAACUCAGAGUGUUUGUAAAUAUCUGGACCCAGCUAAUGCCGAUAUCAGCCCCUUUAAAUCUUGUAUAGAGAAAAACCCGGAAGAUGCAAUGCUGAAAUUCGAGUCCUGCGUAUACGACUUCUGUGCAUUCAAACCAGAGGCCAAUGGGAACUUUGAUACCCGACUUUGUGAUGACAUUACCGCCUUUGCGGAUUCUUGUCUUACAAAUGGCUUCAAGAUCAAAUGGCGCUCUGCCGAUUUAUGUCCUCUUCAUUGUGGUGAACAUGCAAGGUACAAUCCAGAGAGUUCCGCGUGCCCACCAACAUGUACAGACCCAGAGGCAUCCCAAAAAUGUACACUCGGAACACUGGAGGGCUGUGAGUGUGAACAUGGCUAUCUGUUGAGUAAUAGGAAAUGUGUCAAGUCUUCCGAAUGUGGCUGUUUGGAUGAAAAUGGGAACUACUACCCGAUUGGUGCGACAUUCAGCGCCGAUUGUACAACUGUAAAACAGUGUAAAAUAGAGGGAGAGGAUAUAAAACUCGUGGUGGUGGGCACGCGUCCACCAUGUGGGCGUAACGCCGAGUGUGGGGACAAUAACGGACAACACACAUGCGUCUGCAAACGGGGUUAUCAAGGAGAUCCUUCCCACUCUUGUCAUCCGGUAUACGAAUGUCGCAGUGACGUCAUAGGGACCGGUUACCAGGGGACAGUUUCACAGACGGCUCGCGGGAACGAUUGUCUCCCCUGGAACACGUCAGACAGCAGUUUUAAGUCCAUCGGAGGCCAUCGCUUCUGUAGAAAUCCCAACCAACGUCUUUCGCCCUGGUGCUAUAUUCAAACUGAACACGUCACGAGCUGGGAAUAUUGUGACAUACCCAUGUGUCACGAAGUAAAACCGGUUUGUGAAGCGACUACAGAAAUCAUCUGCUCUAGUUCCGGAGACACUUUCAGAUUAUGCCAAGUUGAAAAAGCCAAGUACAUAACAUAUGUCGGAUUAAUUGGACCUAUAAGUACGGCUGAAUGUCGAAAUGGGCUCAGCUUUGGACGUUUCGGAAAUAGCAUCUGGACAGACCAUGGCUGCGGCGGAUAUUUUGAAAUUUGCUUCACACAAAAAAAACCAGUAUACAAUAUCGUCGCCCCACCAAAAACAGAGUGUAAACAGACCGAUUCCGGUGAGGACUAUACGGGCCGAUGGGGCCGGACCUUGUCUGGACGGGUGUGCCAGAGAUGGAACUCCCAAUACCCACAUAACAACACGUACAGCACUAGCCUGAAUGGUGAAGUAAACUACUGCAGAAAUCCUGGUGACCACGCCCCCGGACACACCCACUCACAUCCUUGGUGUUACACGACAGACGAAAAUAAGACCUGGGAAUACUGCAGCAUUCCAAACUGCUGAAAUUGGUGCUUCUACCAUCGGCUUUGUCACUCAAAUUGCGACAAGUCAGCCAACGAGAAACCACGUUCAGGAAACGAUAGAAGUUCUUUAUCAUAAACGUAUUGUAAU
Pecten maximus is the source of this 6428-nucleotide messenger RNA. RefSeq lists its product as uncharacterized. The record is from RefSeq and is a predicted model, not a curated record. The transcript is spliced from 29 exons. Bases 117 to 6320 code for a protein of 2067 amino acids. Lineage: Eukaryota; Metazoa; Mollusca; Bivalvia; Pectinida; Pectinidae.